GAAUCCCAUCAGAAACCCAAACCCCAGCGGCCCAGCCUGGUUCUUCACCCCUCUUCGAUUUCUUCCUUCCCUUCCUCGCUUCCCUUCCGCUCCAAUGGCGUCACUCCUCUUCGUCCCGCGCCCCGCGCCGGGCUCCCGGCCGGCGCCGGGGCCCGCGGCGCGGCUCAGGCAGGGUGCGAGCACAAUCACCUGCGGCCCGCGCGACAACCGGGGCCCGCUCCAGCGCGGGCGGUCGCUCUCCACGGAGGCCAUCCUCGCCAUCCAGUCGCUGAAGCGCCUCACCGCCGCGGACCGCUCCCCGGCGGCGGCCUCCGCGGCAGCCUCGUCCGCGCUCGGCCGCCUGCUCAAGGCCGACCUCGUGGCCGCCAUUGCCGAGCUCCAGCGCCAGGGCCACUGGUCCCUCGCCCUCGCCGCGCUCCACGUCGCGCGCGCCGAGCCCUGGUACCGCCCGGACCCGGCGCUCUACGCCACCUUCGUCUCCUCCGCGCCGGCGGCAUCGGACGACGCCGUGGACGCGCUCGUGGAGGCGUUCCUGGAGGAGAAGGCGCGCGGCGGCGGGUUCGUGGACGGGGAGGAGGACGUGUACAAGCUCACCAGGCUGCUGCGCGCGCUGGUGGCCAAGGGGCGGGGGCGCGCGGCGUGGAAGGUGUACGAGGCGGCGGUGAGGAGGGGAGGCCUCGACGUGGACGAGUACGUGUACAGGGUGAUGGCGAGGGGGAUGAGGCGGCUGGGGCUCGACGAGGAGGCAUCGGAGGCGGAGGCGGACCUCGCCGAGUGGGAGGCCACCAUCUCGCCGCCCGCCAGGGACGUGCUCGACCAAAUGCGCGCGAGGGAGAACAGCAAGACGAAAGCCUCAGCCUCGUAGCUUUUGAUUGACUUCCUUUGGUUCAGCUUUAGGCUCAAGAUUACUAGUGAUGUUUUGGGCUAGAAGGAUGAGUUUUCUCUGCUACUGUAACUAUGGUGAAUUGGUGAUACAUACGUUUUAACGUUUAUCAGAGAUCAUACCGCCACUUACAACAAA
This is a messenger RNA of Panicum hallii, 1021 nucleotides long. Its product is annotated as protein THYLAKOID ASSEMBLY 8, chloroplastic. The transcript has a single exon. The record is from RefSeq and is a predicted model, not a curated record. Bases 95 to 865 code for a protein of 256 amino acids. NCBI's taxonomy places the organism in Eukaryota, Viridiplantae, Streptophyta, Magnoliopsida, Poales, Poaceae. Gene Ontology annotation, biological process: Group II intron splicing; chloroplast organization. Gene Ontology annotation, molecular function: RNA binding; protein binding.